UCACGCCUUCUACCAGUGAGUGGGCUGCAAGUCAAAUUAGCUCUCCGUCAUCCUGCUCGCUGUGCACACCGGAGGCUACUGCGGUACGAUGCGACGACGCGCGAUACCGAGCCGCGGCGGAUGAGGCGGUGCGCAGCGGCCGGAGCGACCGGAGCGGCGGAGAGACACACCGAACAAAAGAUCCGGGUUCUGCCGCUGCGUCUCGGUUCAGACUAGAGGAGGUGUAGGGGACGGGACGGAUGCGGGUUUGACUGAUCUGUAGGCCGAUGUGGAGAGAUGUGGCUGGUCCCACUUUAGGAUGCUCCGGAGCCCGAGGACGAGGAAAGGCUUCGUGCGUAAACAACAUCAUCAAGUAGAGGACACUGAGGCACGACCCACGGAGGCUCCUGGAGAGGUUGUUCUCUGACAGCUGAGUCAGUCUCCAAGACAGCAUCGCUGAGCAUCAAUCCGGACAAAAAAAACAAACUUCUCAUUACCUUCGCUCCCAUCAGCGCUGACAGCCGGACGUCUGACCUUCCUCGUCAGGAGACUCAGAGCUAAAGACCGAUAAAGAGGAACAGCAUCCUGUUUGCCGUCGGGUUUUACAGUCGCCAGAACAAACUGUUAAGAUAUGAGAUUAGCAGGAGAUCUCUCAGAAACAUUCUCCCCAGUUCCGCUGUCAGAAUUAAUCAGAACACAGAGAUUCUUGAGAGCGUUUCGUCUGCUUCACGAUGCCCAGUGUAUUUUUAACCAACUCUGAUCUCUUUACCUUUGAGCUGUCAGGCUCUGAAUCGAGAACAGACUCCUGAUAGUGGCAGCGUUCCCCCUCGCGGAUGAGAACUCGGCUCCACCUGACAGGCUGCGUUUUAAUAAAGCAUAAGCGAGGACGAACCGAUAAAACAUAAAUGAGGCCGACAACAGGCACCAUGCUCCAGCAGAACAACAACAACAACUACCCCUGUCUCAAUGUGUCGGGCUCCACCAGGGAGAUGCUCCAGAAGUGCUCCAGAGCCUCCCUGCCCUUCCCCAGCCGCCUGGAGCUCGGCCUGGGCGACCUGCCGCUGAUCCGGGGCCUCCGAGCCUGGGCGCUGUGCUCCAAGAACCGCCACAAGGCCGGCGGCCUGCUGGGAGGUGGGCAAGCUCCUACGGCGCCUCCUGCAGGCCGCGGGACGUCCUGCCCCAGACCCGCAGACGUCUACCUGAGUGGGGAGUGGGGUCGCAUGGGGUACGGGAUCCCCCUGGGGCUGGACGCCAGGCAGGCCGGGAUCGGAGCGCUGGUGACCGUCGCCACCCUGAAGACCUCGGAGGGCAGCGGGAAGACGCAAACCCAGUGCCUCUUUCUCCGGACCGAGAAAGGAAGCUGUCUGUACUCGACGGCUAAACCCGGUUCUGGUGGGACGACCGGGGUGGUCGGAGGAUGGCUGAGAGGGAAGACGGGAGGAGGAGGAGGAGGCAGGGAUAACGGGCCGCCGGCGCAGACCGGAGCAAACCGGGUUAGAGUGCGAUCGGGCCGGAGGUGGAGGAAGUCCGGCAACGCAGAGAAAACAGGCUGGAGCAGAGAGAGGCAGCAGAGGAGCUGGGAGGAUCCGGCUGAAGAAAGGCAGGAAGAGCGAGACAAAGGAGGCCCGGACAGCAAACAACAGGACUGCAGGGGAGGCCGAUGCUGCCACGAUGCUUCCCCUAAAGCCUGCAGUCAGUGUGGACCGAGAGCACAACGGAGGGAGAGCCAGGAUGGACCGGACGGAGGAGAAAGUCUCACGAAUGGACAGGGAAUGAGGAAGGAGCUGCAAAAGAAUGACGAGGAGGAGAAGGGAGGCCUCUGCAAGUCCUCUAACUGUGUUGUGGCUGAAUCAAAGCCUGACCUAGAAUCCAACCGUACCGACUCCCACUGCCACGUCGGAGGAGCCGAGAGCGACGAAGGGCUGAAAACCUCUCGCAGCAAGGACGACUAUUCAGAGAGAGACGAGGACACGAACCCUGAUGUUAUGAAAUUACACACAGGAAGCAGCGACUUCAUUCACGGCCGCUCCGAGCCAGAGACUGAAGGCUUUAAAUCAAGACGUAUUAAUGAGAGAAAACCAGCUGAGGAGUCCUGUGAAGUAGCAGCAGCUGAUGCAGAUGGAUUUUCUGAUCAAGAAACAGAGAAAGAACAAAAUAUAAUCCAGGUUCCUGCUGAAUUCUUGGCCUUUCCUGCUUCGAUCACCACGACUAACCAGUCCUCCGUCCCUAUAGGGGGCACCACCGGACAGGAAACUUGUUGGGUUCAGACUGAGAACAAGCAACAAGUUGAGGAAGCAGAUGUUGGCUUCGACGAGAAAAACACUGUGAACGAGAAGUUAAACAAAAACGCACAGAUUCGCAGCAAGCAGGAGGACGAAGAUGUUUUAUCUUCACCGCUUAGACAUAAAGAUCCUUCCAUCUCCGAGACAGACAGAAGGAUCGUGAUGGAAAACAUUAAUGGACGAUCUGAGCUGGAUGGCUUUAAAUCAAGACUUAUUAAGGAUGGAAAACCAGGUGAGGAGUCCUGUAAAGAAGCAGCAGGCGACGCAGAUGGAUUCCCUUAUCAAGAAACAGAGAAAAAAGAAGACAUCUUCCAAGUUCCUGCUGAAUUCUUGGCCUUUCCUGCUUCCAUCACCACGACUAACCAGUCCACCGUCCCUAUAGGGGACACCGCCGGACAGGAAACUUGUUGGGUUCAGACUGAGAACAACCCACAAGUUGAAGAAAACACUGUGAACGAGAACAAAAAUAUGCCACCUCAGAUUUCAGUUCUGUCCUCACCUUUUAGACUCGGAGAUCCUUCAAUCCAAGAGACAGACGGGAGGGUUGUGUCGGAAAACAGCAGGACAGAAGAGUCGGAGGAGGAGAAUCUAGAAGAGCGAGGGGGUGAAGAUGAGGAUUGUAGGAGGGAGAACACCUGCGAAAAGGUAGAAGAUGCCACACAGGAAGAUAAUAAGAGAGAACGUGCUGCAGAAGAAGAUGAAGAGUCAACAAGCGUUGAACCGAACGGAGAGACCAGCACCGACGUCGCCGGUUCCCCCACCUCCAGUGCUCCCUCUCUGGCUAAUCCUGCCCCUUCUCUUCCCCUGCUGGGAUCCAUGGCAACCGGCCUGGAGGAGGAGGUGGUUAAAACGACGACGGGAGACGGAGAAGCAAAGCCGAAGGAGAGGGCUUCCACCGUGGCCACCGAGGAGGACGCGGAGGAGGAGGAGGAUGAGUUUGGCGUCUUCGUGCAGGCGGAGGGGGAGUCGGCCUGGACCGAGGGCUUCACCACGCCUGCCUCAGUGCCUUGCGGGAGCAGAGAGAUCGCUGCACUUGGAAACCAGGCCAUCGCCGGGGAGUUGUCCCAUUGGACGGCAGGCUGGAUGGACAGCUCCUUCCACCAAUCAGACGACACCUGGACAGCCUUUCCUCAGGACUCGUCGGAUGAAGGCCGAGACAUUGUGGAUCAGUGGUGGCCGACCAGUGCCGUGGAGGAGCGGCGAGACCAACUCUCGACCAAUCAGAAUCUGGUGGAGGUCUUUGCUGAGGCCUUCCCAUCGCUGCCCGGUCCGUCCUGCAGUGACCUCGCUGCUGUUCCCACUCUGACCCAGCUCCUCCGGGGCAGAACCAGCCAGGACCAGGGGCUGCUGGACAGUUUCCACGACUUGAACAAAAUGAUUGGCCAGAGAUACAAGCGAGCCAACGGCGUUUCUCGUGACCUGCUGCUGAAGACUUUACACCUGGAGCAGCCGCAGACUGAAGUCCGACCUGCUUCCUGGACAGCAAACCGCCGCCUCUCCCCCGGCCUCCCGUCGGCCAAUCAGCACGCUCAGAGCGCCGCCGCCAAGCGACGGCUGUCGUACGACUACAACAGGAACGUCAUGGAGUAGCCGUCGGCUGGUUGGACUGUCAGUCGGCUGAAGGACUGCGGGUCCGGACAGUUUCUGUGAUCGACUCUUUGCACUCUGAGACGACAUCGACCCUCGAAAACGGAACGACUCACUUCAGUUUACGUCGUCUAAUCCAGCUGCUGUCGAUGUGAACCGCUGGAGUGUUUUCACCUCAAAUGUUUGACACCGUGUUCAACCAAACCUCCGUCCUGAGUUCCACCCAGAGAACCACAUGUUGUACAGAUGUUGUUUGGAGAAGGAAGAGCUGAAGCUACGAGGUUCGGCCACCCUGUUGAAGGAGUCAAAUCUGCAGUUCUGUUUUAGUUUACUUUAGGUGUUACUUUACAGCAGAAGUUACUGUUUUAGCAGAAAUGGUCCCAAUCGUAGGAAUAGAAAUCGAUAAUCUGGCCCAAACUAAAAUUUUGGUUUGCAAGAAAUUCUUAAUUGUUUGUCUCCCCCUUCUGGUAGAGGAAUUACACAAGCAUUGUUGAGACAUGCUGAUCACAUUCAACUUGCAGUCGAUACGUUUCUUGUUCAGACAGUAAUCUUUCUUUGAAAUGCUUCCUCUAAACUUUUAAGCUUCUUUUUCAUCUGAAAAAACAGAAACGUUUCUCGGAGACUUCUUAGUUUUUCUGCUCUAGUCCAUAUUUUUGUAGCUUAUUCUGUUUCCGUCACUACAGAUGUUCCGCUCUUUAGCUCUGGUAAACCAAUCAAUCAGAAUCUGAAUGAUAAAUCCAGUGUAGACAUAGUUAAUGUGGUAAAUGACUAUUGUAGCUGGAAACAGCUGAUUUUUAAUGGAAUAUCUCCAUAGGGGUACAGAGGAACAUUUCCAGCAACCAUCACUCCUGUGUUCUAAUGCUACAUUGUGUUAGCUAAUGGUGUUGAAAGGCUAACUGAUGAUUAGAAAACCCUUGUGCAAUUAUGUUAGCACAUGAAUAAAAGUGAGUUUUCAUGGAAAACAUGGAAUUGCCUGGGUGACCCCAAACUUUUGAACGGUAGUGUACUUUACUUGACUUUUUGUUCAGUUAACCGCUUGUCGCAAAUUCUCAUCAUACCACUUUCAUUCAGACUGCAGCAGAGAUAGCGUAUCCAUUCCCCCAAUGCCAAUUUGUACAUAGUCAAUACGUACCUCGGAACCUUUUGCAAGCACUGGUUUCUCGUAGGACCUAAUUAUUAUAUAUCUGUUAUUAUUAUUAUAUAUCUGUUCUAUGUGUAAUAGACAAAUUAGCAAUCUCCACUUAUUUUAGCAUCAGCUGGAAAGCAAAAACACACAAAAGGUUUUUUUUUAAUUUUAAUUGUAAAUAAAUUCAGACGUCAAGGGGUUAAGGUGCAGCAAUGCAAGCUUAGUCGCCAAAAUUAUACCAUUCAUCAUAGCAGGAAACUGUAAAAACAGUACGAAGCAUCAAAUUUUCAAUUUUCCAGCAUCUUUGAACUGGAAAAACAACCAAACCUCACCUAAAAAUUAGGGCUAGCCCGAAUAGCAGUAUCUGGGCUCCGGAUAUUCGGCCCUAAUUAAGGACGAAUAUCCGAAUAUUCGGAUCGCGUGACGUCAUCCGACGGGGGGUGGGGCCUGACUCCAAAUGUUUGGAUCUCAAAAUUAAUAUUCGGAUACCACAGUAGCGACCGGAUAUUCAGAUAUUCGGGUCCAGAUAUUUCAUUGAAGUCAUGUUAUUCUGCAUUACUUAUUUAUAAUGUGGUCAAAUGGUAUUAUAUCACCUAAACCAAAAACACCAUUUAUCAGCUAGAAACUGCAAAGACGGAAACAAUCGUGGGACUUUUCAUGGAAAACGUGAAAUUGUCUGGAUGACCCCAUACUUUUGAACGGUAGUGUAGGUAUGUACUGAUGGAGGAACAUUUAAAUUUUUUAAAAUGGGAUCUUUUAGAAUAACUGCAUUUCUAAUUUUACUUCUAGUCACAGAAACCUUCGUGUGAAGUAAAUGUGACAUAAAGCUCCCAGCAAUGAGGACAAAAGGAACAAAGCAAUGAUGUAAUUCUGUAACUUCAUCAACAUGGUGGCCUGACUCUCGCUAACAUCUGGUUUUCUGCUUUCAAACACUCUGUGACAGAUUCUUCAGUUCUCCUGCAGCAGAAACUGAUCUCACGCACAUGUUAGUUCACAGAAAAACCACGUCUGUCCGAUUCUAUCAUCACACCGAGAGCAGCGUUAUUUUUCCACUACGUGACACUUGUAGUACUGCAGGAGGAAUCUAGUUGUGAUGAUUUUGAAGUUUGUUUUUUUUGUUCCUUUUAUCACGUGCUGCAUGUGCUUUCAUUGUUAACCUGCGACAGGAAAUAAAAGUGGUUUUGGUUCCUCAGA
This is a messenger RNA of Amphiprion ocellaris (clown anemonefish), 6168 nucleotides long. RefSeq names its product retinitis pigmentosa 1-like 1 protein. Lineage: Eukaryota; Metazoa; Chordata; Actinopteri; Pomacentridae. The transcript is spliced from 6 exons. The record is from RefSeq and is a predicted model, not a curated record. The coding region runs from base 885 to 3851 and encodes 988 amino acids.